Messenger RNA from Xiphophorus maculatus (southern platyfish), 3126 nucleotides. RefSeq lists its product as uncharacterized. The coding region runs from base 1 to 3126 and encodes 1041 amino acids. Gene Ontology annotation, biological process: DNA integration. The transcript is spliced from 5 exons. Gene Ontology annotation, molecular function: nucleic acid binding. NCBI's taxonomy places the organism in Eukaryota, Metazoa, Chordata, Actinopteri, Cyprinodontiformes, Poeciliidae. The record is from RefSeq and is a predicted model, not a curated record.
AUGGCUCAGGUUGGCAAAAUAGAUGACUUCAGACCAGAGGUUGAGCCAUGGACAGCUUAUAUCGAGCGUCUGGAGCAGUACCUGGAAGCUAACGACGUUGACGAAGAAAAGCACGUGGCGGUGUUGCUAAGUGUAAUGGAAACUCCCGUAGGAACUACAGGAAACUUGAGAAGUCUCCCAAUUUACAACGAAGUUCCAAAGGCGUCUGGUUUCUAUCGAGAGACAAAGGCGGACCAGUUAAUCUUGGACGAUACCAGGGACCGGUUCGUAAGUGGAAUUAAAAACGAAGCGUGCCAGAGGAGGUUACUUUCAGAGGACCGGCUGACCUUCGCCAAAGCUUUUGAGAUUGCUCUCACUAUGGAGACAGCAGACAGAGACACUCGACAGCUUAGAGGCGCGGAGGGUGAAUGGACUAGUGAGGCAAACAUUCACAAGCCAGCUAAAGUAAAGCUCAAAGCUUACAAUGGAGGACGUAUUUGUGUUUUGGGACAGCUUGUAGCAAAAGUGAUGUAUGAAGACCAAGCUGCGGAUUUGCCACUGUUGAUUGUUAAGGGACAUGGCGCAUCACUGUGUGGAAGGAACUGGUUGACAAAACUUCGGCUUAACUGGCAGCAGAUUAAGUACGUGGGUGAGCCAAAACACCUAUCACUCAAUGAGCUUUUGGAUACUUACAGUGAUGUAUUCAAGGAGGAGUUAGGCACAUUGAAAGACAUUAAAGCUACCAUUGUGGUCAAACCUGAGAUGCUGCCCAAAUUUAAUAAACACAGGCCUCUUCCAUUCGCAAUGAAGGAAAAGGUGGAAAAAGAACUUGAAAGACUGGAAAAGUGUGACAUUAUCACACCUGUGAGACACAGCGAGUGGGCAGCACCUAUAGUGCCGGUGCUAAAGUGCGACGCUUCUAUUCGCUUAUGUGGGGAUUACAAAGUGUCAGUGAACCAAGCCCUUGAAGCAGAUACGUACCCUCUACCACGUUUGGAGGAACUAUUGGCAACACUCAGGGGGGGAAAGUACUUCUCAAAGAUAGAUCUGGCAGCAGCCUAUCAACAAGUACUGUUGAAUGAGGAUUCCAAGAAGUACACAACUAUCAAUACUCAUAAAGGACUGUUCGUUUACAAUAGGCUCCCUUUUGGAAUCAGCACAGCUCCAUCGAUUUUUCAGCGCAUUAUGGAAAACAUAAUGAAAGGGUUACCAGUGGUGGUCUACCUGGAUGACUUGCUCAUCACUGGAUGCUCAAAAGCGGAACAUCUGAGCAACCUGGAAAAGGUCCUGCAACGCCUUCAGGAGAAUGGUCUGCGAGUAAAACAUUCCAAGUGUGAGUUUAACAAGCCACAAAUUGAAUAUCUGGGACACGUCCUGGAUGAACACGGAGUCCACCCUUCAGAAGAAAAGGUGAGGGCAAUACAGGACGCUCCUGCUCCUACUAAUGUAAAAGAACUUCAAGCGUUCCUGGGACUUGUUAACUAUUAUGGGAGAUUUGUGCCAAUGCAAAGCACGGCCCUGGCUCCACUUUACAAGUUACUAAAAGACAGUGUGACUUGGAGAUGGACUGACCUAGAGCAGGCAGCGUUUGAUAGGUGCAAAGGUCUGCUGACAAGUGAUCGGGUGCUGGCGCAUUAUGACUCCAACCUGCCCCUCACUUUAGCGUGUGAUGCUUCUGCAUAUGGCAUCGGUGCGGUGAUACAGCACACAAUGCCAAGUGGGGAGGAGCGGCCAAUAGCAUACGCUUCCAGAACACUGUCCCCAGCAGAAAAAAAGUACUCUCAAAUAGAAAAAGAGGCUCUUGGUCUGAUUUAUGGAGUAAAAAAGUUUCACCAGUACCUUUGGGGCAGGCAUUUCACCUUAGCAACAGACCAUCGCCCCCUGUUGACGCUUUUUGGUGAGCACAAGAACCUACCUACCCUAGCUGCAGCACGCAUUCAAAGGUGGGCUAUCAUAUUGUCGGGAUAUGAUUACCACAUUGUUUUCAAAAAAUCAGCAGAACACAGCAAUGCAGAUGGGCUCUCUCGCUGUCCUCUGCCUGAAACAAGCGACACUGGAACAGCAUUGAGUUCAGCAGCAGUACACUCACUGUUAAUUGCGCAUAUGGAAGAAGCUCCACUAAAUGCGACCCAGGUUGCUCGGGCCACACGCAGAGAUAUGGACUUGUCAAAGGUUUACCAGUAUGUCAUGGAAGGUUGGCCCACUGUUACAGAUGAGAGUUUAAAGGCUUAUCACAACAAGAGGAAUGAGCUUUCAACUGAGAGGGGUUGUGUUUUGUGGGGAACCAGAGUGAUUAUACCCUCUAAAAUGAGAAUGGCUGUGUUAAAUGAGAUUCACUCUAGUCACCAAGGCAUCGUAAAAUCCAAGGCCUUAGCUCGCAAAUAUGUCUGGUGGCCAAAUCUGGAUUAUGACCUGGAACAGGUUUGCAAAACAUGUGAAACAUGUCAGCUGGAACAGAAGAUGCCGCAGCAUGUUCCAUUGCAUCCCUGGGAGUUCCCUGGUGAAUCCUGGAAGAGACUGCAUAUUGAUUUUGCUGGACCCUUCCUUGAAAGCAUGUUCAUGAUUGUGGUUGAUUCAUAUUCGAAGUGGUUGGAGGUAUUUCGUAUGCCACACAUCACAUCACAAGCCACGAUUACAAGGUUGAAGAGACUGUUUGCUCCGUAUGGACUUCCUGAACAAAUAGUCACAGACAAUGCCACCACUUUUACAUCUGCAGAGUUCCAAACGUUUGUGACACAAAAUGGCAUUUUGCACACAACAAGUGCGCCAGGACACCCUGCCACAAACGGUUUGGCUGAAAGAUAUGUGCAGACAUUUAAAGUAGGCAUGAAAAAGCUUGCCAGCACAUCAGGCAGCAUUGAGGACAAACUUUCAUUGUUUUUGCUACAGUACCAUGUUACGCCAAACUGCACGACAGGCCAGUCUCCGGCUGAAUUGUUCUUGCACAGACACAUCCGCACCAGACUGGAUUUCAUCAAACCUAACAUCAAGGAGACUGUUCGCAGGAAGCAGUAUCGACAAAAGGCUCAACAUGACUUCACAGCCGUGGACCGUUCCUUUUCUGUUGAUGAUGCUGUUUAUCUUCGCAACACAGGGGGAGGAGUUCACAAGUGGAUACCUGGACAGGUUAUCCUUCAGUGGUUGUGA